CCGUGCUGUAUCUCACCCACAUGUAGGUUUUUCCUGGUCGAUGGCACCUCUGGUUGUGGUUGCAGUCUGUGUUUCUGCGUCUCUGUGCACUUGUUCACCCCAGUAUGCAGCCUCCAACUUGAGCGCAUAGGUUGAAAUGAGAUUUCUUAUCACAACACCAAACCCAAUCACCUCACUCCAUCUGCGACUUUUACUCUUCAUUUUUCCCAUCUCCAUUUUUGAGCGAAGAUGAUCCGCAUCUAUAACCCUCACCACGUACCUCUUCUACUUCAGACAGAGCAGCUUCGCCAAGCAGGGACCCUUUGUGACACUCUUCUCACUGUGGAGGGACUUUCGUUUAAAGCACAUGCUCUUAUACUAGCUUUGGCUAGCAAACGACUAAAGCAUCAGUUAAUGAAUCAACAUGGUCCUGGUCCAGGGUAUAGCUGCGCUAUAGAUAGCAUCUCUCCCCAUACCCUUAAACAGAUCCUAGACUAUGUGUACAGCGAGUCAGUGGAGGUGCCCAAAGAUGACAUGGAGGAGCUUUUAAGGGGCGCUCAGUACCUGGAAGUUGAGUCUUUGGUGGAGCAGUGUGAAGCACAACUCAGGGGCCCAGAGUCUCUUAAUAAAGUGGACGAGAAAGGAGUUGAAAAUAUUGAACGGAAACUCAUUUCACUCAAAGAUGACAAAAUGCACAAGGACUCUCAUUUGUCAAAAAGAUGCCACCCUUUGGAUGAAGACCUUUAUGAUUGUUCUGUAGAAGAAAAAAGUUCUCCAACCAAUAAAGAUCCAAGGAACCAUAAAGAGUCACCUAAUAUCACUAGUUCUCCUCCACAGAAGAAAAGCUUCUCUCCUGUGUCUCCUCUGCCUCCUAUGUCCUCCAGAGAAUCCAGGAUCUCCUCUUGCUCUCCAUCUCCCUCUGCUCGUCUCUGUUGGCCCCCAGUCAGCCCUUCUCAAAGUAUGGUGUUCAACUGUAGAGAAAUCAUGACCUUCCACUCCCUCCGAGCUUCCCAGCACGUAUUGGCGUACCCCUACCCUAUGCCCAUGUAUCCUAUCCUCCAUCGCUCGCUCCAGCCCCAGAUGUCCUCUUCACUUAUGGGUUACACAGGGUUGCUUCACCCUUAUCACCCACUCAUACACUCUCCUCCACUGACUCAGGACAGUCCCUUAAUUUCUGGUCCAAGACCAAAGAACACCUCUAUCAAUGCAGCUUUAACAGGUUCCAGGCCAGACAAUCAAGAGAGAAAUUAUGGUGAUGAAAAGUGGGCUGAGACCCUAUCACAAAGAGGACAAAAACAUGACAGGAAGCCGAAGGUACAAGUGGAGAGGGAGUUAUGCUGCAGACACUGUGGUAAACCAGCCCUGGAAAACCCCUGGAGGCCAGCGACUGAGUCAUCAUCACCAUCAGGGGAGAUGACCUUCAGGUGUAAGUUUUGUGGACGAGGCAGACGGGACAAGCGAUCUCUGCGUUCGCUCAGAAGGGGUCUCGGGGGUGAGAAACCUUACCAGUGUAAACAGUGUAGCAAGAGGUUCAGCCUUAAACACCAGCUGGACACACACCACCGGGUACACACAGGUGAGAAACCAUUUGAGUGUAGACUGUGUGGCCAACGCUCACGUGAUUAUUCGGCUAUGAUUAAGCACUUGCGUACACAUGGCGGUGCCACGCCCUACCAGUGCACCAUAUGUCUUGAGUUUUGUAGCAGUCUGGCAGCCAUGCAGAAGCACCUGAAGAAUCACCCCUCCCAAGACUUCCCACCAGACUGGAGCCUGAGCAGCACAUAUCUGUACAACAGCCACACCUGACCCUGGCAUAUGCAUGUGGAGCCACUGGACGUUUGAGUUCAUGAGGGUUAAAAUGUGUAGAUAUAAUUUCUUUCAACUUUUAAAACAAAUUGUAAAUUCUGAAUACAUUUUAUGAAUUUAAUUGUUAUAUUUUAACAUUUACACAGCCAUUAUACAAAUAUGAUAAUAUAUACAUACUGUGUCUGUGUGUGUGUGUGUGUAUGUAUGUAUAUAUAUAUAUACACACACACACACACACACACACACACACACACACAUUACAAAUGACAUUUACGCUAGUUAUGGAUGAUUUCUUUGAGAAAUGUAAGUUAGGUGAAUAUUUCAUCCUCCAGUUACUAUAAUGCAGACUGUAGUAUCAUCACAAUACCACAGAAAAUGUAUAUUUAUUUAUCCAAUGCUAUUUGUACCAUUUAUCUAAGCACUCACUAUGUGAUCUAUUUACACAAAUAUGCAAUAUUUUUAUUAAAAGCAUUACAAUUAAAACAGUAAUAGUUUGUCUGUGACUUCUCUGUUGCAGAUUUCUUUGACGCUAGUAGCUUAUUUUUAGCAGCACAGGAGCAGCAGAAUGAUCAAAUAAAACUAUAUAUAAAUAUGUAAUCGAAACUCCAGCUGUAUAUGCAGCACACAGUUUAUAGGCCCUGCGUUCCAAACGGGCUAAAUCAGCCUCCGAAGGGCACUUCGAAGUGAAAACAAUCAUGAUAGGCAUGCUAAAAAUUGCUUCAAAAUGAAUCUCCUAUAAAAAAUUCCUCAAAAGGUGUGUUCUGAAUAAUCUUUAUUAUUGAGCCCCACAACUUUCAGCCUUCCAAAGCUCUCACAGUGGAUGGUAAAGUCUUUAAAGUGAAUAGGGCAUAGGCAGGGCUGGUUUCACUGGACAUCAACUGGUGACCCACCCCAGUAAGUUACAAAACCUGAAUUUAAUGGAUCCUGCAUGGGUCACAUUUUCUUUUAACUUGGUUUUCAUGUAUAAAUGCAUGUAUCAAGUGACAUUAUUAUUGUUGUUGAUGUCAAAAACAAACUUUCUCUCCCCCCUUUUAAAAGUUGAUGAGCAUAUAUAUUUAUAUGAGCCCAUUAUAUUUGUUAUCCAGUUUAUUUCCUAAUAUUAAACAUCAUUCUAACAGAACAUUGGCUAUUAAACCGGAGGAAAACUUAAUUCAUAAUUUGUCCACCAGUCUUGAAGGUCCUAAAGCCCUAAUAAUAAUAAUAAUAAUAAUAAUAAGAAGAAGAAGAAGAAGAAGAAGAAGAUUUAGUAAACAUUAAAAAAAAAACAAUAAUAAUUGUUACCAAAUGCCAUAUUUUCUGUUUAAAACACUAACUAUACGAUCCUUUUCAAACAAAGAAAACAAUAUGUUGGUAUAAGUGUUAGCUUUGGCUAUGAAAUGGAUUAUUAUUAUUGCAUUAUUGCACUUAAUGAAGUAUUUCUGUGCAAACUGAAUUCACUCUUAAUUGGGAUGUAAGGCUACUGUCAACCGCUUAAUUCCUCGUUCAGUUCAUGCCCCAUUUUCUGUGCUGUGCGCUUGAAAGUCUUAAAUAAAGUUGUACUAUAAAUAAAGUAUCCCUAUUUUCUAAUUUGAGUGUUUUGUGUGGUAACCUAAAUUCUCUAUCUCCUGUUGACACUGAACAUGGAAAUUAAGAACAAGAAAUCUGUCAAAAUCUCUUAAAUCUUUUUACCCUUUGUGCACUGUCAACAAACAUUGGUUGGGUUUCCCAGAUAACCUUGCAACUUAAGCCUUUGCAUCAUCAUAACUGACAUCAUUUGCUAUUUUACGAUAGAGUAAGGCCUGUUUCCCAAACCAGCAUGUAUAUUGCUCGGUACAAAGUAGAACUUAAGUGCUUCGUUACGGGAGCUGUCCGGUACAAAUAUGCUGAUCGUCAGGAUUUGUACGACUAUUCUAAAUUUGGCCAAUUCGUAUGAUAUCGUGCGACUGCGCUCGUUUCUAAUACGCCACAAUUACUUGCUUCUGUCACACACAACAGCAUCCUAUCAUGUUUACACACUCUACUGAUUGGUUAAGUUUAGAUAAGGGGUUUGGGUAAGGGCAUAAUAUUAAUAAGAGUGUCCUUAACACCUGCAGAACUAGUGCUUACUUCCGCAUUAAAC
Molecule: messenger RNA, 3883 nt
Organism: Myxocyprinus asiaticus (Chinese sucker)
Lineage: Eukaryota; Metazoa; Chordata; Actinopteri; Cypriniformes; Catostomidae
Product: zinc finger and BTB domain-containing protein 16-like
Exons: 6
Coding region: 229-1785 (518 amino acids)
Biological process (GO): regulation of transcription by RNA polymerase II
Cellular component (GO): nucleus
Molecular function (GO): RNA polymerase II cis-regulatory region sequence-specific DNA binding; DNA-binding transcription factor activity, RNA polymerase II-specific; protein binding
Source: RefSeq, a predicted model, not a curated record